AUGCUGUCAGCUCCCCAACUGGCACCAUCCUUGGUCCGUCGCGCUAGCUCGGCGCGGGUGCCCCACGCCUUCAGAUUUUCUGCCAAUUUAUUCGGACUCUCAUUGGCCCGCAAGCUGGCCAUCAAGGUUCUCCGCACUAGCUUAACCAUCAAGGUCCUCACGCUGACAUUCAGAGCAGGUCCUCAUUUUCCAUUUUGCGCAUCCGCCUGUGCCCGUCCCUGCGCCUGCCGUCCGCGCCUGACACCCGUGCCGCUCUGGUCAACCGUUCCUGGGUCUUUCCAAGUUCUCUCUGCAAAGCUCGUCUUUUGCCCAAGGUACCUCUUGCUCGGUAUCACCGUCAACCUCGAGAAAGUGAACCGUCAAAACUCUAAACAGUAG
This is a messenger RNA of Colletotrichum acutatum, 378 nucleotides long. RefSeq lists its product as uncharacterized. The transcript has 2 exons. NCBI's taxonomy places the organism in Eukaryota, Fungi, Ascomycota, Sordariomycetes, Glomerellales, Glomerellaceae. The record is from RefSeq and is a predicted model, not a curated record. The coding region runs from base 1 to 378 and encodes 125 amino acids.